AGCACUAUCACGUACAGUUUUGACUGUAUUUUGUGGCGGUCAGUCGACAUGGAUCCACGCCCGUAUGUAAGGUUCGUCUACUCUGCGCUUCUAUGUAUUUAUUGGACUGAACGGAUGAGUUCGCCUUUACCGUAUGUUAAUGGUCUAUCUCUGUCCAUCACUUCUAACACCACAACGUUCAUCGAGAACCAAUCACCUGCUCUGUUCUUCUGUAACGUUUCGGGUCUCAAUAGUUUAUUUAUCUACAGGUGGUUUAUUGGUAGUACAAAAGUGAGCAACGGGAAUGUUAGCACACUCGUGUAUGCUCCGAAAAGACGAGACUUUGAUGUUCGAAUCGAAUGCAGCGUCUCUGGAAGCCAAGAUAAAUCAAAGAACGCUACGUACGGACCGCUGGAAAUAAAAUAUCCUCCGUCUUCCACUCGUAUUUGCGCGAUGCAAGAAGGCGACUGCGUCGACAGUCCCGCACCGAUUCCACCAGGAGACUCCUUGACCGUCAUUUGCACGGCCCUGGAUUCAAAUCCUGAAAGUCACGUGGACCUGCAGGUCAAGGGUCAACGAGAUGGUUACAAGGUGUUGCACGACGGGAACGUAACACUAGUAGAACGUAGUGAUCAGACGAAGUAUGGGUGGAACACCGAGGCCUCCGUAGAAAUACAGCCGGAGUGCGGACCGUGUGUUGUUGUCGUCGAAUGUCACGUGAUGUUUCUUGAGAAUAUCAGCUACAGGGAGGAACAACUUUGCAUACAUGUUCAACAAAAACAAACAGUUUUACCCACUAGAGAUCCCAAAGAGUCACCAGUUAUAUCAUGGAUAACACCAACCAUCUCUUCAUGUAGUGCACUUGUCGUAGUCUUUGUUGUUGUUUUCUUGUGGUGUAUCAUUGCAAAGAGAAGAAGAAGAAGAGAUGAACACCGAGUGACGAAACGUCAAACUGUAGACAUGAGGCUGUCAACUGACAUGAUUUCUACCCCACAAAGGCUGGACCACCCCCAAUCAAGCAGUAGGCCAACUGGUACCUUUACUCCCCCUGAUGUUCGUCCAGCACUCGCGGACUCCAAGCUUGAAUUUCCGCGGCACAGACUGACGCUCCAAGCGGAGCUAGGGGAAGGGCAGUUCGGCGAGGUCCUCAAGGCAGUGGCUCACGGGAUUCUCCGGGAUGGGGUUGACACAACAGUUGCCGUUAAAACCAUGAAAGGCCGGGGAAAUUUUUCAACUGUGGCCGAUUUUAUGAACGAACUACAAAUAUUCCAGUCACUCCAAUCUCACCCCUACGUUGUGUCAAUUCUGGGUUGCUGCACAAGAGUAGAACCGUUCUACAUGAUAAUGGAGUUCGUUCCCAACGGAUCACUGGAGGCGUUCCUUAAACGUAAACGUAAAGCCUGGUGCAUGCAACCACCUGAGACCAGGCGUGGGAAAGAGGCAGUGAGCGCAGCACUUCUACUCACGUUCGCCUUCCAAGUUGCUAACGGUAUGGAGUAUAUAGCAUCUAAACAUUUGAUUCAUCGCGAUCUCGCAGCACGCAACGUUCUCCUAGCCGAGGGUUUGGUGUGCAAAUUGUGUGAUUUCGGUUUGGCGCGUGACGUCACGGAAUCUAAUGACGUAUACAGUAUGGUGUCGGGGGGUGCAGUUCCUGUUCGCUGGUUGGCUCUGGAGUGCCUCUUGAACGAUAGGUACACAACAAAGAGUGACGUAUGGUCUUUCGGGGUUCUUUUAUGGGAACUCGUCACUUUAGGUGCCAUGCCAUUUCCAGACAAAUCAACAGUUGCCAUUAUCGACUACCUUAAAAGCGGUACAAGACUGACUAAGCCGAUACACUGCGGGGAACAUCUGUAUCGCAUUAUGACGUCAUGCUGGAAUGAUACACCCAAGUUGCGGCCUACCUUCUCGUUACUGCAAAGUCAACUCGACCUCAUACUAAACAAUGAUUUGGAGGUCUUAGACAUGCGGGGUUUCCAAGCUCACUUACAAGUCUACCAUUAUCUUCGAUGAGGCAAUCGGACAAAGGGUCAGCAGUACGUUUGUAAACAAAAAGGGGAGUUUACCCCACCAAAUAAUCGGUAAAAAAAUCUCCCCAAACCCAGCUUUUCCUGCAUGAGACCCCAUGAAAUAGCAAUACAAAUGUCAAAUAAGAAACAUUUCAAAUAAGUCUACAAUCCCGGCCAGAGUGCUUUGGCCACCCAUUCCCAACAUAACAUAACAAUAAACAUUCCCUGUCCACUUCCCUUACAAUUAACAUUCUCUCCCCGUCCCCCGGCUCCCUGCUCAAUGAUGACUAGAAUGCAGAAGACCGUGCAACGAGAGCCAGCAUUGAAAGGGGAAAGGGGGGGGGGGCAACGAGGUAUU
This is a messenger RNA of Asterias rubens (European starfish), 2343 nucleotides long. RefSeq names its product fibroblast growth factor receptor 3-like. The record is from RefSeq and is a predicted model, not a curated record. Gene Ontology annotation, biological process: protein phosphorylation; cell surface receptor protein tyrosine kinase signaling pathway; positive regulation of kinase activity. Gene Ontology annotation, cellular component: signaling receptor complex. The transcript has 13 exons. Lineage: Eukaryota; Metazoa; Echinodermata; Asteroidea; Forcipulatida; Asteriidae. Gene Ontology annotation, molecular function: transmembrane receptor protein tyrosine kinase activity; ATP binding. Bases 49 to 1989 code for a protein of 646 amino acids.